Messenger RNA from Peronospora matthiolae, 1068 nucleotides. The record is from the annotation of a GenBank genome assembly. NCBI's taxonomy places the organism in Eukaryota, Oomycota, Peronosporomycetes, Peronosporales, Peronosporaceae.
AUGAAUGCAUCCCACGCGACCAAGUUUCGUCACGUGGAGAACACGCGACUCGCCCCUGCGUCCAGAGUCUUGACGCACUUGCCCGUGUCUAUUCCAAGUGCCAGUUCUGAACGUCCCGCUCUUGCUGCGACAUCCGCUCACUUGACAUUUGUUCAAGAGUCAGAAGUCUACAGAGACGCGGCCGCUGUCGUGCGCGCACUAAAGACGAGACGCGUGACGACAGAUGUGGCUUUCUCGCGUUAUCGGGAAGACCUGUUGCUCUCUGCUGGCAAUGUUGUGGCGACGGUGAAGCUCUGGCGAGCCACGUACUCGAGACGAGGAGUGCUGAGACUGUAUGACGUGCAUGCUUCGACGAUGAGCUUAGAGAGAGCAGUGGGAAAAGGCGCUUCGUUGACGUCUGCGGACUGGACUUGGGAUGGUCGAGCUGUGAUAGCGGCAACGAAUGACCCAGCUGUGAGGAUGGUGGACACGCGUGAGCAUCCGACGUCGACGGUCGAAGUACCAAAGGCACAUUCAGGUACACGACCCGUAAGUGUUCUCUGGUGUGGACGGACGCAGCAUUUCGUCACGUGUGGAAGCGAUACGCUGAUGCAGGACCGAGAGCUCAAGUUGUGGGACCCUCGACGCAUGGACAAGUGCUUACAUCGAGAAAGAGUGGAUGCAGGAGGUAGUGGCCAGUUAUUUCCGCUCUACGAUCCUUAUAUGGACCUCUUGUUUGCGCUUGGCAAGAGAAGUUGCAGUGCCAGAAUGCUUGAGGUAGACGUGACGCGCGUCCCUUAUGUGCAUGCACUAAACUGCCGCACAUCGCGUGACUCGACACUUGCAGCGCUUGCAGCGACGCUUCUGUCCAAGUCAGUGUGUGAUACGAAUGUGUGUGAAGCUGCCCGCGUGUUGAAUCUCAGUACGAGCAAAACGAGUGGUGGCGUGACCUGCAUAGUCAUCAGCUACCGAGUUCCUCGCUACGAGGCGACGUAUACGUUCCAAAGCGACUUGUAUCCCGACACGUUGUCAAAAGAAGCUGCAAUAAAGUCCGAGGCGUGGAUACGGGGGCAAAAUACUGAUCCUUAG